GGCGGCCGGUAGGCGGCGGGGCUGGCGGCCGCGCGGUGCCGGGAGGGCGGCGAGGCAGACGGCAGGAUGCUGUGCGCUGCGCUGCUCGGACUGCCCCUGGUGGGGGCGGGAGCAACCGAAGAGCCCACCCUGGAGUCGGGGUCGUCGGGAGAGCCACCCCCAGGGUUGGCCCUCUUCCGCUGGCAGUGGCACGAAGUGGAGGCACCUUACCUGGUAGCCCUGUGGAUCCUGGUGGCCAGCCUGGCUAAAAUAGUGUUUCACUUGUCUCGGAAGGUGACAUCCCUGGUUCCUGAGAGUUGCCUGCUGAUUUUGCUGGGCCUGGUGCUUGGAGGCAUAGUGUUGGCUGUGGCUAAGAAAGCUGAGUACCAGCUGGAACCAGGCACCUUCUUUCUCUUCCUGCUGCCUCCUAUUGUGUUAGACUCAGGCUAUUUCAUGCCUAGCCGACUAUUUUUUGACAACUUGGGUGCCAUCCUCACCUAUGCCGUGGUGGGCACACUCUGGAAUGCCUUCACAACAGGCGCUGCCCUCUGGGGCCUGCAGCAGGCUGGAUUUGUGGCCCCUCGGGUGCAGGCCGGCCUGCUGGACUUCCUGCUGUUCGGAAGCCUCAUCUCAGCGGUGGACCCCGUGGCCGUGCUGGCUGUCUUUGAGGAGGUGCAUGUCAAUGAGACUCUGUUUAUCAUCGUCUUUGGCGAGUCCCUGCUCAAUGAUGCCGUCACCGUGGUGCUGUACAAGGUCUGCAACUCCUUCGUGGAGAUGGGCUCUGCCAAGGUGCAGGCCACUGACUACCUGAAGGGCGUCGCCUCCCUGUUUGUGGUCAGUCUGGGCGGGGCAGCCGUGGGCUUAGUCUUUGCCUUCCUCCUGGCCCUGACCACACGCUUCACCAAGCGGGUCCGCAUCAUCGAGCCGCUGCUGGUCUUCCUCCUCGCCUAUGCAGCCUACCUCACUGCUGAGAUGGCCUCGCUCUCCGCCAUUCUUGCGGUGACUAUGUGUGGCCUGGGCUGUAAGAAGUACGUGGAGGCCAACAUCUCCCAUAAGUCACGCACAGCUGUCAAAUACACGAUGAAGACUCUAGCCAGCUGCGCAGAGACCGUCAUCUUCAUGCUGCUUGGCAUCUCGGCCGUGGACUCAUCUAAGUGGGCCUGGGACUCGGGGCUGGUGCUGGGCACCCUCUUCUUCAUCCUGUUCUUCCGAGCCCUUGGCGUAGUCCUGCAGACGUGGGUGCUGAAUCAGUUCCGGCUGGUCCCUCUGGACAAGAUUGACCAGGUGGUGAUGUCCUAUGGGGGCCUGCGGGGGGCCGUGGCCUUCGCUCUCGUCAUCCUGCUGGACAGGACCAAGGUCCCUGCCAAAGACUACUUUGUGGCCACCACAAUUGUGGUGGUCUUCUUCACAGUUAUUGUGCAGGGCUUGACCAUCAAACCGCUGGUCAAGUGGCUGAAGGUGAAGAGGAGUGAGCAUCACAAACCCACCCUGAACCAGGAGCUGCACGAGCACACUUUUGACCACAUUCUGGCUGCAGUGGAGGACGUUGUGGGGCACCAUGGCUACCACUACUGGAGGGACAGGUGGGAGCAGUUUGACAAGAAGUACCUGAGUCAGUUGCUGAUGCGGCGGUCAGCCUACCGCAUCCGGGACCAGAUCUGGGAUGUGUACUACCGACUCAACAUCCGGGAUGCCAUCAGUUUCGUGGACCAGGGAGGCCACGUCUUGUCCUCCACCGGUCUCACUCUGCCCUCCAUGCCCAGCCGCAAUUCCGUGGCAGAGACCUCUGUCACCAACCUGCUGAGGGAGAGUGGCAGUGGAGCGUGCCUGGAUCUGCAGGUGAUUGACACGGUACGCAGUGGCCGGGACCGUGAGGAUGCUGUGAUGCACCAUCUGCUCUGUGGAGGCCUCUACAAGCCGCGCCGCAGGUACAAAGCCAGCUGCAGCCGCCACUUCAUCUCGGAGGAGGCGCAGGAGCGGCAGGACAAGGAGGUCUUCCAGCAGAACAUGAAGCGGCGGCUGGAGUCCUUCAAGUCCACCAAACACAACAUCUGCUUCACCAAGAGCAAGCCACGACCACGCAAGGCCGGCCGCAAGAAGAAGGACGGUGUGGCUAGCACUGAGGCUACUAAUGGGAAACCUCCUCGAGACCUGGGCCUUCAAGACACAGCUGCUGUCAUCUUAACGGUGGAGUCCGAGGAGGAGGAGGAGAGUGACAGUUCGGAGACAGAAAAGGAAGAUGACGAGGGGAUCAUCUUUGUGGCUCGGGCCACCAGUGAGGUUCUCCAGGAGGGCAAGGUCUCAGGGAGCCUCGAGGUGUGCCCGAGUCCACGCAUCAUCCCCCCCUCCCCAACCUGUGCAGAGAAGGAGCUACCCUGGAAGAGUGGGCAGGGGGAGCUGGCGGUCUAUGUGUCCUCAGAAACCACCAAGAUUGUGCCCGUGGACAUGCAGACAGGCUGGAACCAGAGCAUCUCGUCCCUGGAGAGCCUGGCGUCCCCGCCCUGCACCCAGGCCCCCACUCUGACCCGCCUGCCUCCCUGCCCACUGGCGGCUGAAGAGUCCCAGGCCCCUCUCGACCUGCCUUCUGAUCCCCACUCUAGCUUCGCCUUUCCACCUAGCCUAGCCAAGGCGGGCCGCUCUCGCAGUGAGAGCAGCGCCGACAUCCCCCGGCAGCAGGAACUGCAACCCCUCAUGGGACAAGAGGACCACACCCACCUGAGCCCGGGCACCGCCAACUCCCACUGGUGCAUCCAGUUCAACAGAAGUGGCCGGCUGUAGCCCAGGGAGCUGGGGCGGAGCAGGAGGCAGGAGCACCCCAGGGUAGCGUUCCCUGGGCACAGAGCAGAGCCACUUAGCCUGACAUGGGGCCAGAGGGACCUGGACUGAAGUAGCAACCAGGCCUCUUCGGUGGGUCAGAAGGAUGCCCCGGGCCGGUCCUCAGAGGGGCCCUUUUCGCCACCCUGCCUGCUCCUAACCCUGCCACCUUCCUUUUCAGUAAAGGCCUUGACAGCUCAGACCCAGUGCAGAGCUUCUGGGGGCCAGGCCAAGACUUGCAGAGCUGAUAACCUUCCCCCGUGGGUCCUCGUGGGGUCACUCUAGCUGUCCUGUCACCAAAGCAGGGGCACCUCAGCUGAUGCUGGUCUUUUUUGCCCUCUGUGCCCUGGUCAAAGACAGUGCCCUGGCAACAUGUUCUGUGAGGGGCUGGUCUCAAAGGGAUGGGGAUGGGCGGAGGAGUAGGCUUCAUCUUGAACUUCAUUGCCCUGUAGGGUCAGCUCCCCAUAACUAUUUUUUUAGGGCAAUGGGAAUGUGCCCCCACUUUAUCUCUUUCCCUCUGCUGCCAGUUACUGAGGCAGCAGUUCUCCUUUUCCAGGACCAAGGCCACAGGGCUGGGCCAGGCUCCAAGCCAGGGCUGCUUCUAAGCCAGGGUCACUCCGGGAAUCUGCCGCUCUUCAUUCAAGUCUGGACCUUUCUCAGUCUAGGUUUUCUGAGGCACAGGAGAUGGUGGCCUCUGAGGUCUCAAUUACCACCUUGACAUUCCCCAAACAGGAAAGGAACCAGGUACCCCAAGGCCCCUGCCCCCUGCUCCAGGGGCUGGGUCGGCUGGCCACAGAGGUAAGGAGGCUGACUGUUGGCAGGUGACUUUCCAGAGGUUAACACCUGCCUGUAUUUUGUAUCUUGAACCUAAGAUAUAUUAAACAUCUCUCAGAUGGA
This is a messenger RNA of Condylura cristata (star-nosed mole), 3690 nucleotides long. It is a transcript of the gene SLC9A5, whose product is annotated as solute carrier family 9, subfamily A (NHE5, cation proton antiporter 5), member 5. Gene Ontology annotation, molecular function: sodium:proton antiporter activity. The transcript has 16 exons. Gene Ontology annotation, biological process: proton transmembrane transport; sodium ion transport; regulation of pH. Bases 67 to 2757 code for a protein of 896 amino acids. The record is from RefSeq and is a predicted model, not a curated record. Gene Ontology annotation, cellular component: membrane. Lineage: Eukaryota; Metazoa; Chordata; Mammalia; Eulipotyphla; Talpidae.